AUGAUUGAUAUUUUUUACUUUUGGUUUCACUUCAGCUCACAACCGCAUAAUAAAAACAUAUCGUGCGACAAAAACACAGCAAAAGAAUCAGAUCGAGAUAAAGUUAGUCAAAUACUUACCGAAUUCGGUCUCGAUCCCACUGAUUAUCUCUUUCAAUCAUCACAAGAUUUAUCAUCUGAUCAUCCUCCUUUUUUAUUCAAAUCACAAACACAAACCUCAAAUUCUCAAAUACAAUCAUUAAAUACAUCAGAUCGACCACUUGCAUACGUUCAACAACCUCCUCCUCCACCACCAGUAAUUAAUCGUCAACGAUCUAAACCACAAUCACCAAACGAUAUGGCGCAACAAGGAUCUUCUUCACGACGAACACCACCACCACCUCCAUCUCUUUCAUAUCCUCCGCUUAAUACCUCUACACAUGAUUCAAAUUUAAAUGCCGAAUAUUAUUUCAAUAAGAUUAAUUCAAUUGAUAAUCCACCUGUUAAAGUAAUUAAACCAAAUGCAGAAAAUCUUGUCUAUCGAAAAGAAAUUCGUAUUCGUUAUUUACAACCUCCUACACCUCCACCACCGGCACCAAUUAUUAUUCGAGAAAAGCAACUACCUCCAAAGCCACCAGAAUCGCCACUUCUCAUACGUGAAAGAAAACCAGAACCAGUUACACCACCACCAUUAACUAUUCGUGAACGACCGCCAACUCCACCACCACCACUAGAACCUUGUAUCAUCGAUAAACCUUUACCACCACCUCCACCACCACCACGUCCAAUAAUAAUCGAACGCUUACCAACUCCACCACCUAAACCUCGUACAGUCAUAUUUGAAAAAUGGUUACCUUACAAAAAAGUCAAACGUCCUAUUUUAUUAGAAAAAGCUCCGCCAUUACCACCAAUGAAACCAACACGUAAUGUUAUUAUUGAAUAUGAACCAUUAAAAGCUUAUACAGUACGACGUGUAAUUGAAGAAGGUGUCUUUCGUGUCGAUCCAAAUCAAUAUGCAAGUUAUUAUGCACACGAAAGAGAUGGAAAUGUGCGUAUUGUUGAUCGUAUUGAUGAUUUACCACCACCUAGUGAAGAAUUAAUGCGUGUAAUAAACAAUUAUACUCAACAGAAUUCUUCCGAUUAUAAUACAAAUUUAUUAUCAAAUAUUGAUUCAUUGAUGCAUGUAUCACAUUCAUCAAAUACACCGGCUUACCGACAAGAACGAGUUCUUACACCAGGUCGUAAUUCAUCGAAUCCUAGUCCAUCUAUUCCACUCGUUCAAAAUUCACAAACGAGAUAUUCCAAUCGUUCAUCACAACAGCAUACACCUCAUGAUAGUCCAUCGUCGUUUAAAGCUGAAAAUAUUUAUUAA
This is a messenger RNA of Rotaria sp. Silwood2, 1350 nucleotides long. The record is from the annotation of a GenBank genome assembly. Lineage: Eukaryota; Metazoa; Rotifera; Eurotatoria; Philodinida; Philodinidae.